AUCCAGCAAAAUUCGAGAUUUGUUAGAAGUUCUACACUUUUCAAGACAUUUGAAAUGCUCUUUCAAAUUCUUCGGUGACAAUGAAGACGGAGUUUAAGUUCUCCAACCUUCUCGGGACUGUUUACAGCCAGGGAAAUCUUUUAUUUAGUCCUGAUGGCUCUCUUUUAUUUUCACCAGUCGGGAAUAGAGUAACAAUCUUCGAUUUGGUAAACAACAAAUCGCAUACCUUACCAUUUGCGCAUCGAAAGAACAUCACACGAUUAGGUCUUACGCCUCGGGGAAACCUGCUGCUAUCGAUCGACGAAGAUGGUCGAGGAAUCUUGACGAAUGUUCCAAGAAGAAUUGCGCUUCACCAUUUCUCAUUCAAGUCGCCCGUGUCCACACUCGCAUUUUCACCUUCUGGACGCCAUUUUGCUGUUGGAGUUGGAAGGCAUAUUGAAGUAUGGCAUACACCGUCAACACCAGAUCAGAACGUCGAUGGAGAGCUGGAAUUUGCGCCUUUCAUAAGACAUCGAGUAUAUGCGGGUCACUAUGAUACAGUGCAGAGCAUAGAAUGGUCAAGCGAUUCGAGAUUCUUCCUCAGUGCUGCUAAAGACUUAACGGCCCGAAUUUGGAGUCUGGACCCGGAGAAAGGAUUUGUACCAACAACGCUAUCUGGUCACCGCGAGGGCGUUUUGUGCGCCUGCUUCUCCGAAGACCAGGAGACCAUUUACACGAUCAGUAAAGAUGGUGCUGUUUUCGAGUGGAAAUACUUGCGACAUCCAAAUGCUCCAGAACAGGAGGAAGAUGAGGACGAGAUGGACACAGACGACGACAAACACACACGAUGGCGGAUAGCCAAGAGACAUUACUUUCUGAGAAAUAAUACAAAGGUUAAUUGCGUCGCAUACCAUGCGGCUUCAAACCUGUUGGUUGCCGGAUUCUCAGAUGGAGUCUUUGGGUUGUACGAGAUGCCAGAAUUCAAUAUGAUCCAUUCCCUCAGUAUCUCUCAAAAUGAUAUUGACUUUGUCACUAUCAAUAAGACUGGCGAAUGGCUUGCCUUUGGAGCGUCCAAGUUAGGACAAUUACUUGUUUGGGAAUGGCAAUCAGAGUCAUAUAUCCUCAAGCAACAAGGCCACUUCGAUUCCAUGAACUCCUUGGUCUACUCGCCGGACGGUCAGAAGAUAGUUACGACCGCUGAUGACGGCAAGAUUAAGGUUUGGGACGUCAAUUCAGGCUUUUGUAUUGUGACAUUCACGGAGCAUAUUAGCGGUGUCACAGCAUGCGAGUUUGCGAAGAGAGGGAAUGUUCUCUUUACAGCAAGUUUGGAUGGAUCUAUCCGCGCAUGGGAUUUGAUCCGAUACAGAAAUUUCAGGACCUUUACUGCUCCCACUCGAUUAUCUUUCUCUUCAUUGGCAGUGGACCCGAGUGGAGAAGUAGUCUGUGCUGGAUCCUUAGACUCUUUCGAUAUUCACAUCUGGUCAGUACAAACUGGUCAAUUACUAGAUCGACUGUCAGGCCAUGAAGGACCUGUCUCAUCACUAGCCUUCGCUCCCAACGGAGGUGUGGUGAUUAGUGGAAGCUGGGAUCACACAGUACGGAUCUGGCCCAUCUUUGACAGGACACAGACCAGUGAACCACUUCAGUUACAAGCAGAUGUAUUGGAUGUCGCGUUUAGUCCCGACUCCAGACAGUUAGCAGUCUCUACACUGGAUGGCCAAUUGACCUUCUGGUCUGUCUCUGAGGCAGAACAACAAGCUGGUGUAGAUGGUCGACGAGAUGUAUCUGGUGGCCGUAAGAUCACUGAUCGCCGAACUGCUGCCAAUGCUGCUGGGACAAAGGCUUUCAGUACCAUUAGAUACAGUGCAGAUGGCACUUGCUUGCUGGCUGCUGGCAAUAGCAAGUACAUCUGUUUAUACUCGGUGGACUCGCAAGUGCUACUGAAGAAAUUUACUGUCAGCAUCAACUUGUCGUUGUCUGGCACACAAGAAUUCUUGAACAGCAAGCUCUUGACCGAAGCUGGACCACUAGGACUUAUAGACGAGCAAGGAGAGGCGUCUGAUCUAGAAGACCGAAUCGACCGCACACUCCCAGGCUCGACUCGAGGCGGCGAUCCAUCAGUACGGAAACGUAUGCCAGAAGUACGAGUAUCAGGCGUCUCUUUCUCCCCAGCCGGAAGAUCAUUCUGCGCCGCAUCAACAGAAGGCCUCCUCAUCUACAGUCUAGACACCAUGCCAUUAUUCGACCCUAUCGAUCUCGACCUGGCCGUAACUCCAGCAUCAACCCUCCACGUCCUGCACCAAGAAAAAGACUAUCUAAAAGCCCUAGUCAUGGCCUUCCGCCUCAACGAAGCGACAUUAAUCCAGCAAGUCUUCGAAGCCGUACCUCACACCAGCAUCAGUCUCGUCAUCAAAGACAUGCCGGUCGUCUAUCUCCAGCGCUUAAUCCGCUUCGUCGGCAGGCAAGCAGAAGAGUCGCCACAUCUCGAAUUCUGUCUUCUCUGGAUCCAGGCCAUCUUUGAUUCUCACGGACAGUGGAUCCGCGAUAAUAGAGGCGCGAUGGAUGCCGAGCUCAGAGUUGUCAUUCGAAGUGUGGGCAGGAUCAGGGAAGAGUUGACGAAAUUGGCGGAUGAAAAUUGUUUCAUGAUCGAUUAUUUACUCAGUCAGCCGAUUGAUACUCCUCAGUCCGGGUUGAAGACUCUUGAGAAUGGCGAGGUUCGUGUUAUGGAUGUAGAUGGCGAAGAAGAAGACGAGGAUGGAGAAUGGAUUGGGUUGGAUUGAGUUACGAAUUAUGAACAUCACUGUGGGCCGGAAUUAUCUAGAACGCUGUAUUGUCGAAACAAACACAACACUUCAUCUCCCCCAAAAUCACUUGCAACCGUACU
This is a messenger RNA of Mollisia scopiformis, 2863 nucleotides long. Its product is annotated as periodic tryptophan protein-like protein 2. The record is from RefSeq and is a predicted model, not a curated record. Bases 81 to 2759 code for a protein of 892 amino acids. Gene Ontology annotation, biological process: ribosomal small subunit assembly; maturation of SSU-rRNA from tricistronic rRNA transcript (SSU-rRNA, 5.8S rRNA, LSU-rRNA). Lineage: Eukaryota; Fungi; Ascomycota; Leotiomycetes; Helotiales; Mollisiaceae. Gene Ontology annotation, molecular function: protein binding. The transcript has 3 exons. Gene Ontology annotation, cellular component: small-subunit processome; Pwp2p-containing subcomplex of 90S preribosome.